AUGGCAGAAAAAAUGCUGCAAGAUGACUAUUUUAAGUGCAAUGAAGAAGCUAAAGCCUUUCUUAAGGAUGUUGCUGUGGCUGUUAAGAAAUUGGAACAAAUGAGAAAAGACACCAUUGAUCUUUUGGAAAUGGAAAGCAUGGAACUUAGCAGACUAUAUUUUCUAUUACGAACGGUUCCUGGUAAAUUUUAUGUAGAAUUAGAAGACUGUGUCAGAGAUGCUCGAAAAUUAAAUAUUUUUGAGAAAAAUGGAUUACAAAGGAAAAUCUUCCAAUUGGAUAAUGAAGAAAGGUUUCUGAGGAAAAGAUUGAAAGAGCUUCAAGAAGUAAAUGAAACUCUGGGUGAAACGCAAAAUAAACUAGCAAAUAAACAUCAAGAGAUUGUCAUGGAACUCAACUAUCUGUUGGAAGAAAAAGCCAUGAUGACUGUUUCCAUCAAUGAAAUUUAUGUUAAAAUAAACUCAGCAGAAAAAUUACUAAACUUGCAAAAGCAAUGUUAUAAAGAUGUUACUGAUGAAUUAGAAAGAGAAAAAAGCUCAAUUUUCCAAAGAAAACAAGUAUUGUCUGACAAGAUUUAUGAAAUGAAAAUGCUCCAUGGUCAAAAGAAAGACGAAACUUUUGAAAUGAAGAGAAAAUUCCAAGCAUUAACACGCAAAAUGUCGGAAAUAAAAGAUAUGGAUACUGUAAGCACAGAGAGUUUAACUGAUCACAAUCUUACCGUAUUGCAACUACAAGAAACAAUAAAAUACUGGCAACAGGAAGUCCAUAGCCUUAUGGCUUCCUGUAAGAACCUGGAGGAGAAGAAGAUCUAUUUUGUAAAUAGCAGAAUGAGACUGGACACUGAACGAAACAUUGAGAAAGAAGAUUUAUUACAUAAGAUAAAACAGAUAGCUGAAAAACUAAAGAGUAGACGUUUGGUGUACCAAGAUCUACAAGAGAGAUUACAAAACUUAAACAAACAAUUUAUGGCUGCAAUAAAAGAGGAAGAAAAAAUGAAAAGACAUAGGAGGAAGAUGAUUCUCGAAAAUGAAAAACUCUUAAAUUAUAUCACUGAGAAAGAAAACUUCCUUUUCAAAAGAAAAAUUGACAUCAAGAAUAUGACAGAAGGAAUCAGCACGCUUAGAGAACUUUUACAAGCUACAAAAGAAUUAUAUCGAAAAGAAGUGAAGCAACUGGGUGAUAAAUUUCAAAAGGAAUGUCAGAAGCGAUUUUUCACUAAGUGGAAAAUAUCUUGUGCUCAAAAAAAAACUAAAGCUUGGGUAUCAGAGCAAAGUACUUUACUAGAAAAUCUAAUAAAUGAUAUUCAGACUGUACAACUAACCCGCAAGUAUUUAGAAACAGAGAUCACUGAUAAAGAAGAAGAGAUCGCUGACUUUUUGGUAGGUGUUAAAGAACUUGCCAUAAAAUUAAAAGAGGAUGAGAAACACUUUGUUGAUAAGGAAAUUAAGCUAAUUGAAGAGCUAACCGAGUCUCAGAAAAUAUUUGUCAUAGAAAAGCAAGGUGCUGAAAUGUAUGAAAACAUGCUGCAGGAGUAUCUUCCUAAUCUUCAGGAGGUAGAAGUGGAGUUUAUAAACAAAAACAAAAAGUAUGAAAAGCUCGCUGAUCAGCUUUCAGGUACACAUGAAACAUUCUGCAACUGCCCUCAAGCUGAGUUAGAAUUUCUGUUAUCUUCUGUCAUGGGGCUUCUUCCACUAUUUCCACUCACAACCCUAAGAAGUACAACAGGAGCAUGA
Sorex araneus (European shrew) is the source of this 1731-nucleotide messenger RNA. RefSeq names its product coiled-coil domain containing 175 (gene CCDC175). NCBI's taxonomy places the organism in Eukaryota, Metazoa, Chordata, Mammalia, Eulipotyphla, Soricidae. Bases 1 to 1731 code for a protein of 576 amino acids. The record is from RefSeq and is a predicted model, not a curated record. The transcript has 14 exons.